AUCCGUUUCAAACAGAACCCCGCGAGAACAACUGCCGCUGAGAGCUUGUGUAUUAGCUGCGCUCGGAACGCUCUUCGAAUACCCCUCUCAUAAUCGUGACCAAUACUCUGUGCUCGUUUCGUUCAAAAUGGGCGAAUCUAGACAAGAGCUGGUGGCAUGGCUUAACAACCUGCUCCAGUUGAAUCUUACCAAGGUCGAGCAAUGCGGAACGGGUGCGGCCCUCUGCCAGAUUUUCGACAGUAUCUAUCUCGAUGUUCCGAUGUCCAGAGUCAAGUUUAAUGUCAAUACCGAGUACGCAUACCUGCAAAACUUCAAGAUCCUCCAGAGCUGCUUCACGAAACACAACAUUGACCGGCCUGUCAACGUCGAGCAACUUAUCAAAUGCAAGAUGCAAGACAACCUCGAGUUCCUCCAGUGGACCAAGCGAUACUGGGACCAGUACUAUCCUGGAGGUGAAUAUGAUGCAGUUGCUCGACGACGUGGUUCUGGUGCCCCUCCCCCAGCGGCAGCGCCUCGUGCAGCAACUACAGGUGCAGCCAGGAGAGGUACAACACCAACAACAGGCGGACGGGUCGCAAAAGCCGGAAUGGGUGGUGCUAGCUCGCUAGCCUUACAGCAGGAGAAUAAUACACUAAAGGAGACGGUGCAAGGACUAGAGCGCGAGAGGGAUUUCUACUUCAGCAAGCUCCGCGACAUUGAGUUGCUGAUUCAACAAGCGUGCGAGGAAGACCCAGAGAUUGAGAAGCAGGAGGACGGGUUGAUCAAGCACAUCCAGACAAUCUUAUACUCGACGGAAGAUGGCUUUGAGAUUCCGGCCGAGGCCGAGGUGCUUGAUGAUCAGGAGACAUUCUAA
Messenger RNA from Amorphotheca resinae ATCC 22711, 853 nucleotides. RefSeq lists its product as hypothetical. The transcript is spliced from 4 exons. The record is from RefSeq and is a predicted model, not a curated record. The coding region runs from base 128 to 853 and encodes 241 amino acids. Gene Ontology annotation, biological process: spindle assembly; regulation of microtubule polymerization or depolymerization; protein localization to microtubule plus-end. Gene Ontology annotation, molecular function: microtubule plus-end binding. Gene Ontology annotation, cellular component: microtubule plus-end; spindle midzone; cytoplasmic microtubule. NCBI's taxonomy places the organism in Eukaryota, Fungi, Ascomycota, Leotiomycetes, Helotiales, Amorphothecaceae.